Molecule: messenger RNA, 8177 nt
Organism: Acanthaster planci (crown-of-thorns starfish)
Lineage: Eukaryota; Metazoa; Echinodermata; Asteroidea; Valvatida; Acanthasteridae
Product: myosin heavy chain, striated muscle-like
Cellular component (GO): cytoplasm; myosin filament; myosin II complex
Molecular function (GO): microfilament motor activity; ATP binding; actin filament binding
Source: RefSeq, a predicted model, not a curated record
GGGAAGGUGACGUGAACUGGCUCUACUUACUGGUCGCAGUCGGCUCUCUGUGGUUGAGACGACUCCACCGGAUUGCCUUCAGCACUAGCUUUCUGCUGCUCGUUGAAAGCCUUGCUCAGUACCUCUUGAUCUCAAGUUCCCCAAGCAACACAGGGCAAACAGAAACCUUGGAUUCUGGAAGGGCUUGUUUAUCGCGUCCAGACAGGCGAAGCUUCUCCAUAACUAAACUAAAAUUCUCUGCAGUCAACGCGAAGCGCUCAGCUAGCAACUGCUCGCCAAGAUGUCGGACGAUCCGGAAUCAUUCUUGACGGUCAACCGCAAGGAUCAGUUGGAAGCGGCGGCCACCCAGUUUGACACCAAGAAGAACUGCUGGGUGCCUGAUCAAAAGGAUGGUUUUAUUGCCGCAGAGGUGAUCAGCACCAAGGGGGAACAAGUCACUCUCAAGACGGUCACAGGAAAGCAAGUGACCCUCAAGAAAGAUGAUACCCAACAGAUGAAUCCUCCCAAAUUUGAGAAGGUGGAAGACAUGGCUGGUCUUACCUUUUUGAAUGAGGCUAGCGUACUGCACAACCUCCGAUCCCGUUACCACUCAGGUCUCAUCUACACAUACUCUGGAUUGUUCUGUGUGGCCAUCAACCCUUACCGCCGUCUGCCCAUCUACACCGACAAGGUGGUGAUGCUGUACAAGGGCAAGAGGAGGAAUGAGAUGCCACCCCACGUCUACUCUGUGGCUGAUAAUGCCUACCAUGACAUGUUGCAAGAUCAUGAGAACCAGUCCAUGUUGAUCACCGGAGAGUCCGGUGCAGGAAAGACGGAAAACACCAAAAAAGUCAUCCAGUAUUUUGCCAACAUUGCUAGUUCUUCAGCGGGCAAAGGGGCCUCUGAGGAAGGGAAGAAGGGUAACUUGGAAGAUCAAGUCAUCCAGGCCAACCCCCCUCUGGAGGCCUUCGGAAAUGCCAAGACGAUCCGUAAUGACAACUCCUCACGUUUUGGUAAAUUCAUCCGAAUCCACUUUGGUACAACGGGCAAGCUGGCAGGAGCAGACAUUGAGACUUAUUUGCUGGAGAAAUCUCGUGUGAUCUUCCAGCAACCUCUGGAGAGAAGCUACCACAUCUUCUACCAACUCCUCUCUGGGCAAAUCUCCGGUCUCAAUGAGAAACUUCUGCUGACUGGCAAGGCCACAGACUACAUAUACAUCAGCCAGGGAAAGACUGAGAUCGACAAUGUAGAUGACAAAGAGGAGAUGAAGAUCACCGAUGACGCUUUGAACAUCUUGGGCUUUGAGGAGGAAGAGAAGUUGUCCUUGUAUCAGCUGACAGCCGGUAUCAUGCACUUCGGCAAUAUCAAGUGGAAGCAGAGGCCAAGGGAGGAACAAGCUGAAAUUGAAUCCACUGACACUGCUGACAAGGUUGCCUUCUUGCUGGGUCUGAACUCUGCUGACUUGGUAAAAAACCUACUGCGACCCCGCAUCAAGGUUGGCAGUGAGUAUGUGCAGCAGGGAAGAACCAAGGAACAGGUGAUCUACUCUGUUGGUGCCCUUUGCAAGGCAAUCUAUGACCGCAUGUUCCGCUCCCUUGUUGCACGUGUCAAUAAGACUCUGGAUACCAAGGCAACUAAACAGUACUUCAUCGGUGUCUUGGACAUUGCUGGCUUUGAGAUCUUUGACUUCAACUCGUUUGAGCAGAUCUGCAUCAACCUGACCAACGAGAAGCUGCAGCAGUUCUUCAACCACCACAUGUUUGUCCUGGAACAGGAGGAGUACAAGAGGGAAGGCAUCCAGUGGGACUUCAUUGACUUUGGUCUAGAUCUGCAGGAUACCAUCACCCUCAUUGAAGGACCCAUGGGUGUCUUCAUGGUGUUGGAGGAGGAAUGCAUGUUCCCCAAGGCCACCGACAAGACCUUCCUGGAAAAGCUAGUCAAGAACAACUCUGACAAGCCCACUGUUUUUGGUAUACCCGCCGUCGGCAAGAAUAGGAGCAAGAGUGGGAGGGAAUUCCACUUUGAGAUCCAUCAUUACGCUGGCACAGUUGGCUACAAUGUGGACUUCUGGCUGGACAAGAACAAGGAUCCUCUGAAUGAGGCAGUUGUUGAGCUCUUCCGCAAGUCAACCAUGCAUCUACUUCAGUCUCUCUUUAUUGAAGCUGCCACAGGAGUUGGACGUAAGAAGGGUGGUUCUUUCCAGACCGUAUCUGCUCUCCACAGGGAACAACUCAACCGUCUGCUGACCACCCUGAUGAACACCAAGCCCCACUUUGUGCGCUGCAUCAUCCCCAAUGAGAACAAGAAGCCUGGUGUGAUCGAUGCCCACUUGGUCCUCCAUCAGCUGGCCUGUAACGGUGUGCUGGAAGGCAUCCGUAUCUGCCGCAAGGGAUUCCCCAACAGGAUGCCCUUCUCUGACUUCAAGCAGAGAUACAUGAUCCUGGCUCCUAGUGCUGUACCUCAGGGUUUCAUGGACAGCCGCAAGGCCUGUGAUCUGCUGCUCAAGUCCUUGGAACUGGAAGCCAAUGAGUACCGCAUGGGCCACACCAAGGUGUUUUUCCGUGCUGGAGUUCUGGGUCAGCUUGAGGACAUGCGUGAUACCCGCCUGGCUAGAAUCCUUUCCCUUCUCCAGGCUGUCUGCCGUGGCUUCCUCAUGCGUAGAAUCUACAAGAAGAUCUUAGACCAGAGAGUUGGUCUCGCUGUCCUACAGCGUAACAUCCGCAAGUACCUCAUACUCCGCAACUGGGGCUGGUGGCGUCUGUACACCAAGGUCAAGCCCCUGCUCAAUGUGGCACGCGCUGAGGAUGAAAUGAAGGCCAUAAACGAGGAACUGCAGAAGGCCAAGGACAAAGUCGUGAAGGAGGAGAAAGAGAGGAAGGCACUGGAGGAGAAGAACUCUGAGCUCUUGAAAGAGAAGAAUGACAUCUUCAUGCAACUACAGCAGGAGCAAGACAAUGCAGCUGACCUGGAAGACAAGCUGUCCAAGGUCAUGAGCCAACGUGUUGAUCUAGAAACCCAACUUGCUGAGCUACAGGCCCGUCUGGAGGAAGAGGAGGAUUCCAACGCUGACGUCACUGCCGCCAAGCGCAAGCUGGAGACCGAGUGCGACGAGCUCAAGAAGGACAUCGAGGACUUGGAGAUCACUCUGGCUAAGGUGGAGGAGGAGAAGAAGGCCAAGGACAGCCAUAUCAAGAUGCUGAACGAGGACUUGGCUGCCCAGGAUGAAGUCAUAGCUAAACUGAGCAAGGAGAAGGCUUCUCUGGAGGAGACCAACCAGAAAACUCUUGAGCAACUUCAAGCCGAGGAAGACAAAUGCAACCAUCUGACUAAAGUCAAGGCCAAGCUGGAAUCUACUGUGGAUGAGCUUGAGGACAGCUUGGAGCAUGAGAAGAAGGCCAGGGCUGAUGUUGAGAAGGUCAAGAGGAAACUGGAAGGUGACCUCAAGAUGACCCAGGAAACAGUGGAGGAUUUGGAGCGUGCUAAGCGUGACAUGGAGGAGACCAUCAAGAAGCGUGAUUAUGACAUCAGCCAGCUGAACAGCAGACUGGAGGACGAACAGAGCCUGGUUGCACAGCUACAGAAGAAGAUCAAGGAAUUGCAGGCCCGAAUUGAAGAGCUUGAAGAAGAGUUGGAAGCCGAAAGACAGGCUCGUGCUAAGGCAGACAAGCAGCGUGCUGAAUUGAGCCGUGAGCUUGAUGACCUCAGCGACCGUCUGGAGGAACAGGGCGGAGCCACUUCCGCGCAGAUUGAGCUGAACAAGAAGCGAGAGGCGGAGCUGAUCAAAAUCAAGCGGGAUCUGGAUGAAGCCCACAUGCAGCAUGAGACCUCCAUGGCGUCCAUCCGCAAGAAGCAGCAGGAGACCGUUUCCGAGCUGUCCGAGAACCUGGACCAGCUCUCCAGGGCCAAGACCAAGAUCGACAAGGAUCGUCAGAUGCUGAAGGUAGAGGUGGAGGACCUGAACACAAACAUUGAAAUGCUACAGAGAUCUAAGUUGAACUCUGACAAGGCAAUCCACCAAUUGGAAGCUCAGCUGUCCGAAGCCAAUGCCCGUCUCGAUGAGCACACCCGCUCCAUCAGUGAGCUCAACUCCCAGAAGAACCGCCUGAAUAAUGAGAACUCGGAGCUGACUCGCCAACUGGAGGAGUCCGAGAGCAACUCUGGCCAGAUGAGCAAGAACCGCAUGCAGCUGCUGGCUCAGCUGGAAGAGCUCAAGAGGCAGCUGGAAGAUGAGGCCAGGGCUCGCCAGCAAGUGAACCAGCAACUGAAGCAAGCCCAGAUGGACAAUGACUCUCUCCGGGACCAGUUGGAUGAGGAGUGCGAGGCACGUUCUGACCUGGCUCGCCAACUGGCCAAGAGCAACAAGGAUUUGCAGGAUAUGAAGGCCAAGUUUGAUGGGGAAGCCGUACAGCGGGCAGAAGAUCUUGAAGAACAGAGGAAGAAGCUAAUGGUGCGCUUGGCCCAAAUUGAGGAGCAACUCAGCCAGGCACUGACCAAGAACAGCAGCCUGGAGAAGGCCAAGACCCGGCUUGCUGGGGAAGUAGAGGAUCUCCUGAUUGACGUGGAGAGGGAAUGCAGCCGUGCCAAUGCCCUGGAGAAGAAGCAGCGCAACUUUGACCAAGUCUUGGGCGAAUGGAAGGUCAGGGUGGACGACUUGACUGUGGAGCUGGAGGGUGCCCAACGUGAUGUUCGCCUGAACUCCACUGAGUUAUUCAAGGUUAAGAACUCCUACGAAGAGGUCUGCGAGACUGUUGAGUGUUGCCGCCGGGAAAACAAGACCUUGCAAGCUGAGAUUGCUGAACUCACCGACCAACUCGGUGAGGGUGGCAAGAACGUCCACGAACUGGAGAAGGCACGCAAGCGCCUGGAGAUGGAGAAGGAGGAACUUCAGGCAGCUUUGGAAGAAGCCGAGAAUGCCUUGGAGUUGGAGGAAGGCAAAGUGGUCCGUGCACAACUGGACUUGGCCCAGAUGAAGAAUGAAAUUGAGCGACGCCUCAACGAGAAGGAUGAAGAGUUUGAGGCCACUCGCAAGAACCACCAGCGUGCCCUGGAGUCCAUGCAGGCUAGCCUGGAGGUGGAGAUGAAGGGCAAGGGCGAGGCUCUCCGACUCAAGAAAAAACUGGAAGGCGAAGUCAACGAGCUGGAGAUCCAGCUGGAUGCUGCCAAUAGACAACUCGCUGAGUUGAACAAACUCAUCAAGAAGUACCUGGCCGAUCUCAAGGAAUCACAUGACCAUUGUGAUGAACUGUGCCGUCAACGUGAUGAUGCACGUGACACGCUGCAGUUGAUUGAGCGUCGAUCCAACCUUCUCAUGGCUGAAUUGGAAGAGCUCCGUGCCACUCUGGAACAUUCUGAAAGAUGCCGCAAGCAAGCAGAAGGGGAAUUGGCCGACCAGUCUGACCGUAUGUCUGAACUGACCACUGCCAACCAUAGCCUGACCAGCCAGCGCCGCAAACUUGAGGCCGAGAUCCAGACCAUCCAAGGCGAGCUGGACGACAUGAGUAACGAGGCACGCAACGCAGACGAUCGCUGCAAGAAGGCUGUAUCAGAUGCCACUCGCAUGGCAGAAGAACUCAGGGCAGAGCAGGACCACUCCUUGCACGUCCAGAAGAUGUACAAGUCAAUGGAGAUCACCAUCAAGGACAUGACAUCAAGACUGGAAGAAGCUGAGGCCAUGGCCCUCAAAGGAGGAAAGACCACCAUCAUGAAGCUGGAGAAGAAGCUGCAUGACACUGAGCGUGAUCUGGAUGCAGAGUGCCGCCGCCGCAGUGACUUAGACAAAGCUAUAAGGAAGCAGGACCGCCGUCUGAAGGACAUGAUCGUGUCUGCCGAUGAAGACCGCAAGAGCCAGGAACGGCUCCAGGAGGUGGUUGAUAAACUGCAGAUCAAAUGCAAGAACUUCAAGAGACAAGUGGAGGAGGCUGAAGAGAUGGCCAACCUGAAUCUCAACAAGUUCAAGGGAGCCCAGCGUGAGCUGGAGGAUAUGGAGGAACGCGUGGAGAUCGCCGAGUCCACAGUCAACAAGCUGCGUGCCAAGCACCGCAGUGGUGCUCUCACCACCACCACCCGCGUCACCACGAAAUCUGCCAGUGGAUCUUCAAGCUACACUAAGAGUGCCUCAUCUUCUAGCCGUCGUUAGAUGUCUCAUUACCACCAUCCAAGCAUAUCAUUGUAGAUCUCUAUGGGUGGUUUCAGCCGAUUCUCUUUGCCAAUCCCUCGAGCCCAAGCUUCCCCAGUAACUGAUCGCAGUAGCCGUAGCAGCCGCAGUAGUCGGAGUUCUGUAACGUCAACCGAUGGAAAAGAUCAGGAAGAAGAAGAGGAGGAGGAAGAGGAGGAAUAGGUUGAUGACGUAGACUCUGAUGUUUCUUAGCACUUUGCAAUGAGGCAUAGCUUUGCAUGCAGGUUAUUUAGCACAGGGAUAUGUGACCUUUGACAGAGCAAUGUUCAAAAGCAACAUUUUCAGAAAUUUCUUGUACACUAAAUAAUACACACUCCUGUCACAUGAAUUCAUUUUUUUCUUUUGAGUGUUAUUUCCUAUAGGCCCUAAACCCCCAAAAUGCUUUGUGGGGGCGGAGCAACUUGGGGGACAAAAGGCAAUAAUUAUUAAUAAUUUUGCUUGUAUUCAAUUAGUACUAUAUAGCUCAGUACUUUUAAAAUGAAUAAUAUGCAAACAGGUGCAUUCAAUAAUAUGCAAUAGUUUGAGACAGAUGAUUAGUUUAUUUAUUGAUUUCAUAGCAUUUUAUGAUAUAGUAUUUAACUAUAGUAUUUAAUUUGAUGACAAAAAAUCUACUUAUUUAUAUUUGUCAUUUAUGCAACUUUCUAUUCUUAAAAUAUACCUGUAAUAAAAUAAUGUGAAAGGUUCUCAAUACUUUCGCUGGCUUGACGAAGUAUAAAUGUAUUAAGUGUUUAAAAAUGGCAUCGCAGUCAACAAAACUGAGGCAAAGAUUUGGCUGAAAAGAUUCGGAGCCUUAAAUCUUCACCUUUGAUCUGGGAGCCAUGUUUGAAUAAAUAUAUACUGUUUGAUGAUUAAUCAAUCGGAUGAAGGCGCUACAAAGUUAAUGAUGUAAGCGGAGUGAAAAUGCAUGCUACAGGGGUUAGUUAAACGGUUUAUAAACAACAUUGUGUGGUUUAUGAUUAAACCAUUUGAAAUGUUUACAGGACUUUAACCGAUUGUUUGAAUGCUAAUGCGGUUUGAUGACGAUGAAAGGCAAUCGCAAGAUGUGACCUUAACCAAAUCAGUUUGUACCUGUAAUUGUGAGAGUCAGGUACAUGUAUUGGGUUGAUGGGGAAAAUUCUGACAGAAGCACGCCAGUUUUGCAAAAUAAAAAGCACGGAUGUUUGCAGUUGUAGUGAGAAGAACUUGUUAAUUACCAAUCGUGGCUGAAAAGAUGGUCUAGUAAUGGUACCAAUAUUUUUGUCAUUACCGUAAAUUCCCACAUAAAGAUCACACGUGAACUGUAUUUUAACAGUAGGACCUAGUAGUACUAAACUUCAUGUAUAAUAAGUCCUUUAUUUACUUUUUCCAAAUCUUGUAUUGUAACUUUGGUGCACACUUCAUAUUUUAAUGAAAGGUUGUUUGGAAUUAUGUUACGGAUAUCAUGGUCUCAUUCCAAACUGAAAACAUUUAAUCGUGAACCUUGUAUGCUUGAGAAACUUGAACCAUGGUUUUUGAUUAAGUCCAACCUAUCACAAAAUAUAAUCAUGAUCUGAAAAGUGUACAUACACAACAGCUCAUCUGUUCAUCAGAUGCGGAGUUGUAAUCCUGGUGAAGAUAGUCACUGUGUAUCAUAAACCAGUAUUGUCCUAUUAACUAGUUUAGUUGGUUUUAAAGGUAUAAACCCUUGUAAUGGAGGAGGAGAGACUUGGGCUGGUUACCACCCAUGAGGUUUUUUUAGACUGGUGGAGGCACUGAACGAUAUGUAAACUACGUUCUGGCAUGGUACUUAGAAUGCAGUAACUUGACUCUUUAUGACUGCGUUAUCUAAACUAGUUACAAGUAAACCGGUUUUGAGUUAGGUAUAGUUGAUGGUUUAUGAUGUGAAACCUAAUGUGGCUUUCAUGGCAAUCGAUUGCUUUAUUGUAUGACUUGUUCGUUUAUUUCAUGUGAUCGUUUCCCCUUUAAAAACAAAUGCUUACGAUUAAAACUUGCGUGAGUUGGUACCAAUUCGCUGUUUAACAAAAUUAAAAUUUGUCGAAGGUUU